UCCUCUUUUAAGAAACCGUUGGUACCCUCACUGGUCAUCAUCCCUGUGCCACGCUACCUUUUUUUCUUUUUCUUCAGACGCCAUGCUCGAUCGAUCUUUUUAGCUUCUUCUCCUUCUCUUUCCUUUCCGGUCAUUCCUUCAAUAUACUGCGUUCAUAUUUAACCUAAUCAUCAAGUCUAUCGUCCCGUGUCUCGCCAUUCGCCGACACCCUGUCAUAUAUAGCCAAAGAUCUCCCACCCGUUUGUCGUCGACUCUCACGUCAUUUUUGUCCAUCCUGCUUCCAUCCUCGGCCAUUUUCUCAUCUAUCUGCUCCGCUCCCACUCACCCUCGAUCGAGUCAAAGUCCCCGAAAUGGCACCAAAAGACGCACCUGAAAAGGUGGAGCCCAUCGAGUCUUCAACGGAAGACCGGGCUGAGAUGGAAUUAGUUAAUGCAUCCGGCCAUCGUCAAGAACUCGAUCGGAAUUUCAGCUUGCUCAGUAUUUGCGCUGUCGCGGUGACGACAGGAAACACAUGGAUUGCUCAAGGUGGCAGUCUGGUAACGGCGUUGUAUAAUGGAGGGCCGUCGGGUGUCAUCUAUGAAUUGUAUGUGCCACCAAACCAUCAAUCUCAGACUUGGCUGGCUCCAGGGCUCUUUUGCUAACCGUAACCCCUAGCAUGGCUGUUUCGGUUUGUUAUUGGUUGGUUGCUGCAUCCAUUGCCGAACUGGCAUCGGGAAUGCCUUCCGCCAGUGGCGUUUACCACUGGGCAUCGAUCACCGCCGGUAAAUAUGGUCGCGUUUGUGGAUUUUUCGCUGGUUUCUGGAACUGCUUGGCCUGGAUUCUGGGUGCGGCAUCCAUGUCGGCUAUCCUGGGUCAGCAGACCGUCUCGAUGUACGCCCUCAUGCAUCCUGGAUUCCAGACCCAGUCGUGGCAUGUGUUCCUCAGUUUCAUCAUCUGCACGUGGAUGUGCUGCUGUAUAGUUCUGUUCAUGAACCGAUUCCUUCCGCAUAUUGGAAAUCUGGGAAUGUUCUUCAUUCUGGCCGGUGUCUUCAUCACGAUCGUCGUCUGCGCUGUCAUGCCGCAUGUCAACGGGACGGGACAUGCCUCUAAUGAGUUUGUCUGGCGCACCUGGCAGAACCAGACGGGAUAUACGAGCAACGGGUUUGUUUUCGUUGCAGGGAUGCUUAACGGCGCCUACAGUGUGGGCACGCCCGACUGCUCGACUCAUCUGGCAGAAGAGAUUCCCAGACCGAGUCGAAACAUUCCCAAGGCCGUCCUGGCCCAAAUGAGUGUCGGUUUCGUCACCGGCGUCCUCUACAUGGUCGCCGUCUUCUACUCGAUCAACGACCUCAACGGCGUUAUGAACAGUGAAUACGAAUUUCCACUCGCCGAAAUUUACCGUCAAGCGACUGGUUCGCGAGGCGGCUCUCUCGGACUGCUCAUCGUGGCCUUCCUACCCACCGUCAUCACCUGCGCCGGCUGCUACAUCACCGCCGGUCGUACGCUCUGGACGAUCUCCCGCGACAAGGCGACUCCCUUCUCCGGCUGGCUCUCGAAGAUAAACACCCGCAUGCACAACCCCUUCAACGCAACCCUGGUCUGCGGCGGCAUCGUCACCAUCCUCGCAUGCAUCUACGUGGGAUCGACCACCGCGUUCAACGCCUUCGUCGGCUGCUUCGUCCAACUGUCCAGUCUGUCCUACUUUGCCGCCAUCUUCCCGCAUCUCCUGACUCGGCGCUCGUCUUUCACCCCUGGUCAUUUCUGGCUCGGUCCUGUCGGAUACGUCAUCAACACGUUGAGCUGCAUCUAUAUACUGGCUUUCGUCGUUAUUUUCUGCUUCCCGUUCGCUUUGCCCACCGACGCUGCGUCGAUGAAUUAUGCUAGUCUGAUGACUGGUGGGCUGACGAUCUUUGUGGCUAUUUGGUGGCUCUUCCGUAUGCGGUCCUACGAGGGACCGAAGUUUGUUCCGUUGACGGAUAAGAUUCUGAUGGAUGAUGCGAAAUGA
Messenger RNA from Aspergillus melleus, 1984 nucleotides. RefSeq names its product putative choline transport protein. Gene Ontology annotation, cellular component: membrane. The record is from RefSeq and is a predicted model, not a curated record. The coding region runs from base 656 to 1984 and encodes 442 amino acids. The transcript is spliced from 4 exons. NCBI's taxonomy places the organism in Eukaryota, Fungi, Ascomycota, Eurotiomycetes, Eurotiales, Aspergillaceae. Gene Ontology annotation, molecular function: transmembrane transporter activity. Gene Ontology annotation, biological process: transmembrane transport.